This is a messenger RNA of Falco peregrinus (peregrine falcon), 3664 nucleotides long. RefSeq names its product solute carrier family 25 member 32 (gene SLC25A32). Gene Ontology annotation, cellular component: mitochondrion. Gene Ontology annotation, molecular function: folic acid transmembrane transporter activity; FAD transmembrane transporter activity. The record is from RefSeq and is a predicted model, not a curated record. The transcript has 7 exons. Gene Ontology annotation, biological process: folate import into mitochondrion; nucleotide transport. The coding region runs from base 83 to 1045 and encodes 320 amino acids. Lineage: Eukaryota; Metazoa; Chordata; Aves; Falconiformes; Falconidae.
ACCGGGGCCGGGGGGGCGGGGCGGAGGCACCGGGGCGGAGGGAACCCCGCUCCCGGGCCGCGCUCCGACGCCGCCGUUAGCCAUGAGCGCCCAGGGCCCCGCCUGCGCCGUGGGGGAGCCGGCGGCACCGCCGCCCGUGCGGUCCCUCUUCCGCCACGUGCAGCUGGAGAACUUGGCGGCGGGGCUGAGCGGCGGCGUCAUCUCCACCCUGGUGCUCCACCCGCUGGACCUGGUCAAGAUCCGCUUCGCAGUAAGUGACGGGUUGGAACUGAGGCCAAAGUACAAUGGAAUUCUCCACUGUAUGACCACUGUCUGGAAGCAUGAAGGACUACGAGGCUUAUAUCAAGGGGUAACUCCAAACAUGUUGGGAGCAGGGGCUUCCUGGGGACUUUACUUUUUCUUUUACAAUGCCAUCAAAGCUUACAAGAAGGAAGGAAAGCUGGAAAGUCUCGGUGCAACCGAACACCUAGUGUCAGCUGCAGAGGCUGGAGCCAUGACUCUCUGCAUUACAAACCCAAUAUGGGUAACGAAGACACGACUUGUGCUACAGUAUAACGCUGGUGUUGAUCCAUCAAAGCGGCAAUACAGAGGAAUGUUUGAUGCUUUUAUAAAGAUAUACAAGACAGAGGGCAUACGUGGCUUAUAUAAGGGAUUUGUGCCUGGUCUGUUUGGAACUUCACAUGGAGCUCUUCAGUUCAUGGCAUAUGAGGAUUUGAAACAGAGAUACAACAAGUACAGAAACAGAGUAUCAGAUACAAAAUUGAACACUGUGGAAUACAUAAUGAUGGCAGCUGUAUCCAAAAUAUUUGCUGUGUCAGCAACAUAUCCCUAUCAGGUUGUGCGAGCUCGUCUUCAAGAUCAACAUAAUACAUAUUCUGGUGUAUUUGAUGUGAUCCACAGGACAUGGAGGAGAGAAGGAAUUCGUGGAUUUUACAAAGGAAUUGUUCCCAAUGUGAUCAGAGUGACUCCUGCCUGCUCUAUUACCUUUGUCGUUUAUGAAAAUGUGUCUGGCUUUUUAAUUGGUUUUAGAAAAGAAAAAAACUAAAGGUACAAGCUUGUGUUCAUAAGGAAUCUAUCUUUUAUUUUUUUUGUAUUUAUGAUCUGGGAGAGAUGUAGUUCAGCAGUCUUUUUUGACAUUGUGAAUUGAUCUAGUAUUCUGGGGAAAGAAUCUACUUCUUUCUGGGGAAAGAAUCAGCAUCUCUGCUGCUGAAUGUUCCUGCAUUGCCACCUUCCUCUCUGAGAUGGCUGUGUCUGCUUGAAACAGAUGCCUCUGCAACUGUGCAAUAAUAGCACUAUGAUGUGGGUGAAGGCAGCUGUGCAGCAAUUCGGUUCAUCCUGGCCUGCAAUAACGAACUAAACUAUUUUGACACGUCUCAGGAUAAGUUGGUCAGAUUCUGCUCCUACAGAAGUGGAAAACUUCAUAUGAAAGUAACUCUGGGGCCCGUCAAAACUUUCUUAAAUCUUUACCCGAAUCUCAUGAAGAAAGUACAUAUGUAGUUGUUUACAACAGUGUCUUCGGAAUCCACCUCUGUUAUUUGUCAGAAUUUAGGAUAUGGAAUGCUCCAAAUUCCAUUGCUCAAACAACGCAAAAAUGCUGCCUCGGUGGGGUGCGUUUGGAAACUCAAAUUGUUUUGUAAAACAGCUGUCCAUUCCUGGGUUUGAAUAAUUGCCAAUCUGAUGAAACCCAGUUCUUGUCUCAUACCAGGACAGACUUGCACUGUGGUUUUUGGCUUACUUUUAGCACCAGACCAAAGUGUAUGUUGUGUGCAUUGCUGGCCGCUUACUUAAUUCAUUUUCUGUCUUUUCCCUGCCCUCUGUCUCUGAGUGAGAUUCUGUCUCCAUUACUGAUACAGCUAACCAGAUAUUACAAAGUAAAUGCAUAUUUGAAAGUAGCCUUACAUUUUAAAAACGAGCGUUUUUUCCAGUAACCCCAUAGUGAUGCAGUUUUCAAACCACAAUAACAAAUAUGACCAUGCUUAUUUUCAGUAAAAUUCUUUGGGAAAAAAAAUAUUCCGUAAGUACUCUAAAAAAUAUUGUGUGCAGAACUUUCUUUACAAAAACCAAAACAAUCCAUUAAUGUCUUCUGAUUUGGUCUAAAGAAAAGACUAUAAAAAUAUAUUAAUUGCUAAUUUAAUGAUAAACUAAAUUACAGCACAUCUCAGUAAAUUUUUGUAAUAAUGAUGUUUAUUUUCAUGCCAAUAAUUGCUGUCAGUGAUACGUACUUUUUGGAGAUCUGAGUUUAUUUUUUUAGUUCAUCUUUAACAAAAUACAUUAUUUGCCAUAACACCUGCCUUCUGCUUUUAGCAAGAAGGUAUUAGGAAGUAUCUAGAAAGUAUCACUUAACUAAGGAGGACAUAAGUUAGCAAAGGAGGUAGUUAUCCAGCAGGUAGGGGGAAAUAAUCAGUUUCAUAAGGAGUGGAGAAUACUAUCCAGCAGUACACCUGAAUAAUCACUUGAAGUUUCCUACAGUUUUCUUCUGUUUAACAGAAGAUUAACCUAAAGCAGAAAUAAGGCUUUUUUAUAAAAAUUUAACAUACUAGAGAAUUGGUUUCAAUUUUUGGUUAAAAUCUGGAAUACUACAGAAACUGUGCAGUAUUUUAAGUCUUAAUUCAGUAAUGCACAUGCUUGUUUCUGUUACUGUUGCUACCUAGCACAUUUUGUUUAUACUUAACUUGAUCAGUAAUUUACACUUUCUCCUCCACAAUCCCACCCCUUCUACUGAUCAUCUCAUCUGAAAAGGAUACAUGGACAUUACGGCUGGCUUUGGGUUUUAUUAUGAAAGUUUCUAUGUGUAUUUAGCUGAAGAUCAAAUUUACUAGAAGUUUACCAUGCAAAUUACUGUGUGGAUCCUGAACAGCUCCUAACUUCUGCCAUUGGAAGGUAUUUACUUGGUUUUGUGUCUUUUAAUGGGGCGCAGAGUUAACUGCUACCCAGGGUCCAAAAAAUAUUGUUAAGACAUAUGAAUAAAUCAUAAGAAAAAAAUAAAAGUUGUGCAAUUACUGCCCUGGAUUAGUGUGCUCUAGGCCCAGAACAGCUUACUUGUGCUCCAGGAUAAAUGCAAGGAAAGGCUACAAGCAUAUACACAAUCAGUUACUGUAUGUUAACUGACAUUCUGUAAAUUCACACCAUAGCUUAGCUCAUAGUAACUUGUUUGUGUUCAGAUACCUUAAAACCCAUCAUCCAAGCCAAUGAAAACAGUGCAGUUCUUCGGAGACAAAAUACCAGCUGUAUAAUUUGCUGGCCUGCAGCAAUAUCACACAUGAGCUUACAGCUGGGAAGCCCUGAAUGCUCCCCUAGGUGCAGGUGUGUUCCCCUAGCAUUCUUAACAAAAGCUGCAGACAAGACCUACAAUCUGAGAUAUGCCUGGGGGAAAUCUUAUAACCGGUUCGGGGGGGGGGGGGGGGGGGGAAAACUGAGAUUUAAUCUUAAAUAGCGGAAAUAAAUUCCUUAUCUCAAAUGUGGUAUUUUUUUCCUUUUGAUUUCCAGAAAGGGUAGAUUUCUGUAUGAUGUACAUACUAUUUCUUGGGGGGUUUAUUUCAUUAAUGUAAAAUUGAUUUUGUAAUAUAAACACGACUAGUGUUUCCCUUUAGAUUCUGUACAGUUUUUAAGAAUAUUUGAGUAUAUUACUUGUUGCGUUUGGAAGAAAAUAAAACACUGAAGCUAA